Messenger RNA from Closterium sp. Naga37s-1, 519 nucleotides. NCBI's taxonomy places the organism in Eukaryota, Viridiplantae, Streptophyta, Zygnematophyceae, Desmidiales, Closteriaceae. The record is from the annotation of a GenBank genome assembly.
AUGGGGAAGGACGAAUUCAGAAACUUGUUCCGCAUUAACCGCGCCAUCCUAGAUUACAUUGUAGUCGGGAUGGCGAUCUACAUGCAGCCGUACGUGGACAGAUAUCUCAUUAGCCACGAGGUGGCAUGCCUGGUCGCUAUCAAAUACCUGGCCACCGGCAUGUCGUUCGUGGACUUGUCUCUCGUCUUCGACCUCUCCAAGACCCUGUGCCACAUGCUUGUUGACGCUCUGCUCAUGCACUUCCCCUUCGUCUUCAAGCAGCAGUGGGUCCACUUCCCGACCCGUAACGACCUCGACGAGAUGGCGGAGGAGUUCCGCGCCAUCAAAGGAGUCCCUGCAGUAGUGGGGGCUAUAGACGGCACACACGAGCACAUGAAGGGGAUGGAGGGGCACAUGCAGGAGUACUACACGCGCAAGUCAUGCUACGCUGUCCAGCUGCAGCUCACAUGCGAUGCGCGCGGAAUCAUUUGGGACUAUUUGAUCGGAUACCCGGGCAGUGCACACGAUCAGAGGGCCUAA